Messenger RNA from Aspergillus calidoustus, 1644 nucleotides. The record is from the annotation of a GenBank genome assembly. NCBI's taxonomy places the organism in Eukaryota, Fungi, Ascomycota, Eurotiomycetes, Eurotiales, Aspergillaceae.
AUGACCAUGCGACCAUCUCUCCCCGCACGCCUCCCAGCGACGUUUCUCGCAAAAUAUCCCAAGCUCACCCGCGAGCAGGCCGGUCACCUGCGCCACACCCAUAACCUUGCAACUCUCCGCGAUGGUGAAUGGGGUGUCAUGGGCUCUCAAGAGCCUGGACAGGAGUGGCUCGAUGCAUACCGCUAUCAACUAGCUACAAUGGCCUACGCUGCUGGUGCAGCACAUUAUCACCGCCUUCCUGCCCUUCGCUCCAUCUUCCAACACCUUCUUGAUAAACUAAUUAAGAAAAUGUUGCGCCGGGAAGUCUGGGGCUACUGGUUCCUGACAAGUCAUAGCGGGAAGUUUGUGGACCCGGAUUUGGAACGGCUGAGACAGCCCUGGGCGGAUCCAAUUGUAAGGGAGAACAUUAUGUACUCCGGCCAUUUGCUUCUCAUGGUAUCCUUGUACAGAAUGUUGUUUAACGACGACAAGUAUAACAAGGAAGAUGCAUUGUCUUUUACUUGGAACCCCAUCUUCUGGGGCAUGGGACCCGAAAAGUUCUCAUAUAACCGCGAGACUCUGCAAAAGGCCAUCAUCAAGGAAAUGGAGCGCGAGAACUGGCUUGGCGUGUGCUGCGAACCAAAUAGCAUCUUUAUCGUCUGCAAUCAAUUUCCGAUCAUUGCCAUGAGAUAUAACGAUUGCCGUGAUGGUACCAAUGUCGCGGAAGAAGUACUGAGCAAGUAUAGUGCUGCCUGGAAAGAAAAAGGUAUGACCGGGGAGAAUGGACUGUUUAUCAGCUGGUACGCCCCAAAGCAGGGUACGAAGAAGCCAGCGACAGAUAUUGGGUUUACAGCCUGGGCCACUGCCUUUAUGAACUCAUGGGACCCGACGAUCGCAUCCGAGACCUUCAGAACCCAGUCAGUCGGCUUCCUCUCCCACGUAGAACUAGAUAGACUAAACGUGAACCCUGGCCCCGUUGCAUUCGCACUCCGCGACCUCAUCGCAACGGAGAACGACCUGAACCCAAGCUGCGCCGUCACCAUCGCCAGAGCCCGAGAAAUCGCAGCAAACACACCUACCAAGCCCGAACCCCCUUUCCCGCGGCCCAUGUUCGGCUACAUCCUCCUCGCUGCUUCUGAAUUAGGCGACGACGAAACUCUCCAUCACUUACUAAACCACGUCGAUCGGUUCUUCAGCCCUACCUGGCAGGAUGGCGGCCUGUACUAUCCCGUGAACCCGCGGCAGGCUGACGAUGAUGGAAACUGGACCGAGGUUGAGCCCUUUACGGGGAACAGUGCGGUAGCGUAUGCGCGGCUGAAUGUGCGUGGUGGGCAGAGGAAGAUGUGGGAGGAGCCAUGGACGGCUGAGCAGGUUGGUAUGGCGCCGUACGUGGGUGGUGUCGGUUUGGAUAGCGGGGUGGAUUUCCUGAGAGGGAUCUGGGACGAGGAGAGGAAGGCAUUGGUUGUGACGAUGCGAUCAUAUCGGUCUUCUCAAAGUCUUCGCCUUCAAAUUCAUAAUCUUCCCGUCGGGGUUUAUGGGAUUUACUGCAGUGGAACUUUGACAGAUACCCGUGCCAUUGAAUGGAGCGGGGAUGUGAUGGGAGUAUCUGUGAAUGUUGGUGAGGAGGAUGUGGAUUUUGUUGUUCUCAAGGAUGAAGACCGAUAG